This is a messenger RNA of Aspergillus campestris IBT 28561, 1377 nucleotides long. Its product is annotated as carboxylesterase family protein. The coding region runs from base 1 to 1377 and encodes 458 amino acids. NCBI's taxonomy places the organism in Eukaryota, Fungi, Ascomycota, Eurotiomycetes, Eurotiales, Aspergillaceae. The record is from RefSeq and is a predicted model, not a curated record. The transcript has 4 exons.
AUGUUAGCACGUCCGCAAAUAAUACGGCAUCGUUGCAAGCCCGUCACGCCCCCGCCGCACGAGCCCGGCGUCCUCGACGGCCGAAACCACCUCUUCAAGUCGGACUGCGUCAGCUCCGCGCCGAAGGAGGUGUCCUUUCCCGGGCUGAACGGGACGGCGUGGGGCCAGGAGGACUGCCUGUUUUUGAACGUGCUGGUACCCGAGGGCGUUCGCCCGCGGAUCAACCGUGUGCCAGUUGUCCAUUGGCUGUAUGGCUCGGCAUACGCGUUCGGAAGUAAAGACAUACCAGUCGACGGAAUGGCACUGAUGGAGCGUAUAAAGUGCCCGAGCGACCGGUUUAUCCAUGUGACCAGUAAUUAUCGGAUGGGCCUGUACGGGUGGUCGUCGGCAGAGGGCGAGCACAUGGAUAGCAAUGUCGGUCUGCACGACGGCGUCGCGGCACUGGAAUGGACACAGAAGUACAUCGAGCGCUUUGGGAACGACCCAGACAAUAUCAUCGCUAUGGGGCAGAGUGCGGGCGCGACGAUGGUCGCGUUGAUGCUUGUCGCGAAUGAGGGCCAAGAAGAUUUGCCUUUUCAAAAGGCAUUCAUUUCCUCGCCUGCUUUAUUACCCCGAAGAGAUGUCACAAGCCGCCGCGCCAGUCUAUUCAAGGAGGUCCUCAGGGCAACCAAGUGCAAAUCAGUCGAGGGUCUGCGGAACGCACCGGCUAAGACCCUUGUCGCCACCAACAAGCACCUCUUCACCGAGGUCUUCAGCAGCUCCGGGGGUGCGACCUUCGGCCCGGGUAUUGGGUUCGGCCUAAUUCCAGAUGGGAAGUACAUCCUAGAUGCGUUGACGGUGCUGUUCAGCCAGGGACGCAUUAACCCGCGCGUGAAGACUGUUGUUGCGGGAAACACGGCCGACGAGGGGCUGGAAACGACGCCAGAGAUCAAGAAGCCCGUUGAGUUCGCUGAAUUUGUGCGGCGAACCAUCCCAGACGCAAGUAAAGAUACUGUCCAGCAGAUCCGUGCCUUGUACCCUCAGCCGGACUCGGAGAUCCAGGAUGUGGUGAACGACUGGACGACGGAUGUAGUGUAUGGGUGCAAUGCCCAGGGUCUGGCGGAGGCGUAUGCGAGCAAGACGCAGCGAUGUGUGUUCAAUGUGCCGCCCGCGGUGCAUAGUCAGGAUUUGAACUAUAUCUUCUUCGCGGAUAAGAAGACUACCCCUGUGGAAGACAUGUCUCUGGCCAAGGAGAUUCAACCAAGGACGCUAGAUUUCUACCACGGCAGGGACGAUGGAGAAUGGCCCGUCUAUGGUAACCAAUCGACUACGGUGAACGUUGCUGCGAAGGGCUUCCAGAAGCAGGUGGACCCUUGGGGAAAGAACCCCAGUUGCUAA